Messenger RNA from Ceratotherium simum simum (southern white rhinoceros), 4866 nucleotides. It is a transcript of the gene SUFU, whose product is annotated as SUFU negative regulator of hedgehog signaling. Gene Ontology annotation, molecular function: transcription factor binding. Lineage: Eukaryota; Metazoa; Chordata; Mammalia; Perissodactyla; Rhinocerotidae. The record is from RefSeq and is a predicted model, not a curated record. Gene Ontology annotation, cellular component: cytoplasm; nucleus.
CGCCCCGCGGCCGCCGAGGCACCCUCUGGCGGUCUCUGCGGCGGCGACUGCCAGGGCGGACGGUGCGCCGUGCGCAGGCGCGAAGCCUACACCUCGCUGCAGCCCCCGUCCCCUCGGGGAGUCGCACCCACGGAGUCCGCCGCUGGCGCGUCAGUGCUCUCGCCUCGUCCGCCUUCCCUGGCUUCCCCAGCGCCCUACACGCCCCGAUGGCGGAGCUGCGGCCUAGUGGCGCCCCCGGCCCCACCGCGCCCCCGGCCCCUGGCCCUACUGCCCCCCCGGCCUUCGCCUCGCUCUUCCCCCCGGGACUGCACGCCAUCUACGGAGAGUGCCGCCGCCUUUACCCUGACCAGCCAAACCCGCUCCAGGUUACCGCUAUCGUCAAGUACUGGUUGGGUGGCCCAGACCCCUUGGACUACGUCAGCAUGUACAGGAACAUGGGGAGCCCUUCUGCCAACAUCCCCGAGCACUGGCACUACAUCAGCUUCGGCCUAAGUGAUCUUUAUGGCGACAGCAGAGUCCAUGAAUUUACAGGAACAGACGGACCUAGUGGCUUUGGCUUUGAGUUAACAUUUCGUCUGAAGAGAGAAACAGGGGAGUCUGCCCCUCCAACAUGGCCAGCAGAGCUAAUGCAGGGCUUGGCCAGAUACGUGUUCCAGUCAGAGAACACCUUCUGCAGCGGGGACCACGUGUCUUGGCACAGCCCUUUGGAUAACAGUGAGUCGAGAAUUCAGCACAUGCUGCUGACAGAGGAUCCGCAGAUGCAACCCGUGCAGACACCGUUUGGGGUAGUUAGCUUCCUCCAGAUUGUUGGUGUCUGCACCGAGGAGCUCCAUGCAGCUCAGCAGUGGAAUGGGCAGGGCAUCCUGGAGCUGCUGCGGACAGUGCCCGUCGCUGGCGGCCCCUGGCUGAUAACUGACAUGCGGAGGGGAGAGACCAUAUUUGAGAUCGAUCCACACCUGCAACAGGAGAGAGUUGACAAAGGCAUCGAGAUGGACGGCUCCAAUCUGAGCGGUGUCAGUGCCAAGUGUGCCUGGGAUGACCUGAGUCGGCCCCCUGAGGAUGACGAGGACAGCCGGAGCAUCUGCAUUGGCACGCAGCCCCGGCGGCUUUCUGGCAAAGACACAGAGCAGAUCCGGGAGACCCUGAGGAGAGGACUUGAGAUCAACAGCAAACCUGUCCUUCCGCCAAUCAACCCUCAGCGGCAGAACGGCCUCACCCACGACCGGGCCCCGAGCCGCAAAGACAGCCUAGAAAGCGACAGCUCCACGGCCAUUAUUCCCCAUGAGCUGAUCCGCACCCGGCAACUCGAGAGUGUCCAUCUGAAAUUCAACCAAGAGUCAGGAGCCCUUAUUCCUCUCUGCCUAAGGGGCAGGCUCCUGCAUGGACGGCACUUUACAUAUAAAAGUAUCACAGGUGACAUGGCCAUCACAUUCGUCUCCACGGGAGUGGAAGGCGCCUUUGCCACUGAGGAGCACCCUUACGCAGCUCAUGGACCCUGGUUACAAAUUCUGUUGACCGGAGAGUUUGUAGAGAAAAUGUUGGAGGACUUAGAAGAUUUGACUUCUCCAGAGGAAUUCAAACUUCCCAAAGAGUACAGCUGGCCUGAAAAGAAGCUGAAAGUCUCCAUCCUACCCGACGUAGUGUUCGACAGUCCUCUGCACUAGCCUGGGUGGGCCCUGCAGGGGCCAAGGGAGAGCCCAGCUGCUCCCCGGUGACUUCCAAUGAAACAACUGCGUGCGAGAGAUUCCCACAAAUGAAAGGACAGUGUGAGGAUGACUGCGCAGCCACCGCACCCACAGCCGGUGGGACGCCGUGCACAGGCCACAGGCCACACCUCACCUGCAGCUCAGGGGCCUCACCUCUCAGCCGGCCAAGCCCAUGUGACCAGGCCCUGGCCCCACGAGGCCGUGAGCCGGCAAAGGCAAACCUUCCCCUCCUGCUGCUGCCACAGGUUCUGGUUUGAGAUUUGCCUCUGGAACUUUGCUGUGCCCUUAGGUGGACAAAGGCCUCAUUCCCUGCUACGCCUCACCACACAGCACAGCCGAAGGGAGAUGGAGUGGCCGUGUGGGGGCACUGCCCAGCUCAACUCUGGGAAGCCUUUGGUAUUCAAGCUUCUCUGGCCUCAGAACAAUUUCUCUGAUCAUGUUUGGUUUUCUUCCUCCUCAUUUUAUUUUGUAGAAACCGAUGGUAUUUUAUUGUUCUUCAAAGAUGUCCAGAAGCCGUGUAUAUAAUGUUUUUUAAACAACUUUAUUCCCAGAUGAACUUUCUCAUUGUCUCAGACAGGGGCCGGGGGCCAUCUCCCCCUGAGCCGCCACGAGAGAAGGUGCCGGUGUUCGCCCGCCAGCCCUGGCACAAGGAACCAGCUGCACAGAGAGGCUUUUCUUCCUGGCUGGGCCUAGGGGAGCCUGGGCAGGGCGAAAGCUGAGACACUCCCCCAGGCAGCCUUGAGCCCAGUUUAGCUGGGGCCAGGAAAGGGUGCUGCUGGUUCCCAAGUGGACUGGGCCCUCACAAAGUUCAGGGACCAUCAGGCUCUCGGAGACUUGAGGCCCCAGCCUCAUCUUCCAGGCCUUUUCCACCCAACCAGCCCUGCCUGGGAGAGGGUGAGGCCCGGCACCUCACAGACCAUCCCCACCUGCCACUCAGGGCCUGGGGCUCCAGCUCUAUGACCACUCCUGGCCCAUGUCGUCAUCCCUUGGGCCUCCCAGCCUCCAGGCUGCAGGACUCUGGCUUAUUAAAAACGGAAAAAUCAACCUCUCAACAUGUCUUUCACUUUGAUUUUGCAGACACGGCACUCUGCCACCCCCCCAUCCUCCCUGCAUCCAUUCGUUUCUCAUCUUUCAUUCCCCAUUCCUUGACCUGUCUCCUUUCCUGCAUCCUGGCUUCUCGUGGUCCUUGGUCCCUCGCCCCAAUACUGCAGAUCUCAUGGUCUUCCUCCCAGAAGCCAACCUAUUGCUGGCCUAUGGUUUGGGGGUCCUCUUGGGUUAUCUCCCCCUUCUGACCUGGAACCCACAAGCCCCUUCCAUGCCCUUUUACCCCAGAUUCUAGGGACCACUAUUUCAAGUUCACCAUUCAGGCCUUUCCAAAGCAAAGUCCUUUUGUCUGUCAGGGACCACACAAGACCAUGCACUGCCCCUGCCUGCACCCACCACACACGGCCACCACAAGGAGUGCCACAGAAGAUCCGGAUCUGAUGAGAGAUCCAGCCAAAGAGCUGCCUCCAGAGGCCAUGAGGGCAGUGGCUGGGCUCUCCAGGGAGCAGGAUUUGAAUUUUCAAGGGGCUACCAGGGCCUGGUUCCUUCUCUGCACACACUUCAGGGCUACCUGGUUAACUCCAUCAAACUCAGAGCUUCAAGGCAGAUCAGUCUGCAGUAUUGGAAGAGAUGGGCUCCAGACCCCCACCAGUGAAGACGGAAGCCCCUCUGGACCUGAUGUUGGCAGCAGCUGUGCCUUCUGCUCCGAGGACUUUUCCAAAAGGACAUUUCCUGGCCUUUGCCCACCACGGCAUCCCUGCCUUUGAAGCUCUUGGCUUCUGACAUUUCAUGGCCAGAGAGGUGCCACCAGCUUGCCUCCUUUCCUUGGCACCCUGACUUGCCUCUCCACAAAUGCUCUUUCUGGGGACCUGCCUCCACCUGCCUGGUUUGGCUGGUGGGAAGGAGGGUAUUUUCUGAGCUAAGCUUUGUCAUCAGUAUGGGAGGCAGGAGGGAAGCAGGUGAGCUCUGAGAUGAUGAGCCCGUGAAGGCUGUGGCCCCUUCCUGCCCCACCAUGUCAGGAACCUCCAAGGUCCGGCUAGGGCCAGGCCUCCAUUUCCUUUCCCUACAGUGCAUUGGCUCUGGGGGAGUGGCAGCACAUCCGCCAUCUCUGACCAGACCUCCUUUCCCUUGGGCAGAGGUGCCUUCUGGAGGUUUCUUGGGGAGAGAACUCUCCAUUGAGCUUCUGGCUGGUGAGAGGGGACCCUCACUGAGGCUCAAGCGAGACUGAUCGUGUAGCAGGCCCAGCACAGCACCUGGCAUAUGGGAGUGCUCACUAAAUGUACCCCUCCCUUCCCUCCCUGAAGCUUUUUGGGAGCCCUGACCUCAUAGUGAUCUGGGGAGGUAAGAGGCCUCCCUCUCUAAAUCUGCCUCUUCCAUAGGCUUCUUUGAGGCUUGCUCAGUCCUACCCUCUCCCUCCAGGUCCCCAUGGCUAAAGCUUCUGAGAGGAAGGGGCUUCCCCGUGCUGUUUGCCUGCUACAUAAGGCAGACUCCUGUGGCUCCUCACAUUCAGUGUGGGCUGCAAGAGGACCACAGACCCAGCUGUCAUUCAGAGGGGAAGAGGCUCAUGUAAGGUCUCAGGUCUGGCCGGGAGCUGGUGCCUCUUCCUGCCCUUCUCUUCCUCUUCCAAAGGCAAGGCUUCAGGGCAGGGACUUGGAAGCCUUAGGGAGAGUCUAAAGGGCUAGGGCAUUUUUAAAAAUAAACACAGGAUCUUGGGACUGGGUUUUGAGACUGAGUUGAGAGCAGGGAAAAAACCUGAAGGUCAGUGCCCCUAUGGGGCAGACCAGUAGAGAAUUCCCUUGACUGUAUUUUUUUUAUCUGGUUGUCUUUCCUCUCUGGCUUCCAGGUCCUCCAUGCCAGGUGAGGUACCUGGGUCCCUGUUACAAGUUAGGAGCCCUGUGGAGAGAGGCCUCCUUUUGUACAAGUACCUGAAUGCUGCAAUGAGCAGACUUUUGUAAAAUUUUAUAUUAGUUUCUAAUGUCAAUGGCGACUCAGUUCCUGGGGGCUGCAGCCAGCCUGGGACUUUUGUAAGAAUUUUUGGGUGACUCACUUAGAUGUCGUUUCCUUCUUGCUCCCUUUUCCUCUGUGUAAUCUAAGUGCAUUAAACAUAUUUGCAGAA